AUGAUUAUCAAGGAAUACCGUGUGACACUCCCACUAACAGUCGAGGAGUAUCAAGUGGGCCAGCUCUACUGCGUCGCAGAAGUAUCCAAAAACGAAACUGGCGGCGGUGAAGGAAUUGAAGUUAUAAAAAAUGAGCCCUUCAAAGAUUAUCCCCUACUCGGUGGAAAGUUCUCGUCGGGGCAGUACACAUACAAGAUCUACCACUUGGCCUCGAAGGUGCCCGCCUUCAUCAGGCUGCUGGCGCCCAAAGGCUCAUUGGAGGUGCACGAAGAAGCGUGGAACGCGUACCCAUACUGCCGAACUGUGCUUACGAAUCCCGGCUACAUGAAGGAGAACUUCGUUAUUUGCAUAGAAUCAUUGCAUUUACCAGACGCCGGCGACCAGUACAAUGUACACGAGCUAGCGCCUGAAAAGCUAAAGAACCGUGAAGUGGUCCACAUAGACAUCGCGAAUGACCCUCUGUCGUCCGCCGACUACAAGAUAGAGACGGACCCCACUAAAUUCAAGUCCACCAAGACGGGCCGCGGCCCCCUCGUGGGCCCCAACUGGAAGAACGAUGUGAAACCUGUCAUGACAUGCUACAAGCUCGUCACUGCUGAGUUCAAGUGGUUCGGACUUCAGAGUAAAGUAGAAAACGUGAUCCAGAAGUCGGAGCGGCGGUUGUUCACCAUAUUCCAUAGACAAGUGUUCUGCUCAAUCGACGACUGGUUCGGCAUGACCAUGGCGGACAUCCGCGCCAUCGAGGACCGCACCAAGGAGGAGCUCGAGAAACUUCGUCGGCAGGGCGAGGUCCGCGGCAUGAGGGCCGACAACGAGUAG
Molecule: messenger RNA, 819 nt
Organism: Spodoptera littoralis (African cotton leafworm)
Lineage: Eukaryota; Metazoa; Arthropoda; Insecta; Lepidoptera; Noctuidae
Source: the annotation of a GenBank genome assembly